Lycium ferocissimum is the source of this 1016-nucleotide messenger RNA. RefSeq names its product acetyl-CoA-benzylalcohol acetyltransferase-like. The record is from RefSeq and is a predicted model, not a curated record. NCBI's taxonomy places the organism in Eukaryota, Viridiplantae, Streptophyta, Magnoliopsida, Solanales, Solanaceae. The transcript has a single exon. Bases 7 to 951 code for a protein of 314 amino acids.
UUCGACAUGCCACUUAUGAUUGUCCAAAUUACGAUUUUCCAAUGUGGGGGGUUCGCUUUAUCUAUGAGUAUUGCACACCCUGCAAUUGACGGAUGGACAAGUUUUACGUUCAUUUACGAGUGGUCCAAAAUGUGUAAAUUGGGAAUUCCUACUGAAAAAAUUAAUUUCAUGAGUUUUGAUUUGGCUAACAUGUUCGAACCAAGAGACGUAGCCACGAUUUUUGAAGCUUCUGCUAUUUUCGCAGGGAAACGUACCGACACUAAAUUAGUGGCCAAAAAAUUUGUUAUGGAUGAAGCCUCUAUAUCAAAGCUCAGAGACAAAUUAACAAACUGUAACGAUUCAAAAGCUUUAUGCUUUAAGCCCUCAAGAGUUGAGAUUAUUACAGCGAUUUUAUGGAGAGCUCAACUCUGCGCUUCACAGGCAAUAACAGGGAAAGUGAAGCCUUCGUUAAUGUCAUUUCCCCUGAAUUUACGCGGUAAGCUUAAAUAUCCUGAAACAGCUAAACCUUUUGGGAAUUUUAUCAUUGAAGUUCCUGUAGCAUAUGAACCUAAAGGGUCCAAUAUGGAGUUACAAGAUUUUAUUAGAUUGAUAAGAGAAACAGUGCAAAAAACUGUUGACUAUUGUGGUGAAGCUACAGCAGAUGAUGUAGUUGCAAUGGUGGCUAAUUUAUAUAACAACAAUUAUGGGGGAACAGAAUGGGGAACUAGUGAUAAUGUUGAGGAAUUUACUUGCUCAAGUUUGUGUGGAUUUCAUGUGCAAGAAGCUGAUUUUGGAUGGGGGAAUCCAAAUUUAAUGCAUUUUGGAUCAAGACAUAAUCAAGUGUUUUGGUUGUAUUCUACACAAUGUGGUAAUAGUAUUGUUGUGCAGAUGGAUCUCGAGGAAAAUUACAUGCACUUCAUUGAACGUGACCAAGAUUUUCUUGCUUUUACCAAGUUUUUGAAUUUUUCUUAAUGCAGGAUAACGAGAAAUUUACUAGUUCUUAGUGUAAUAAAUUUUGUUAUUUUCGUCAACCAUUU